This is a messenger RNA of Dryobates pubescens (Downy woodpecker), 3298 nucleotides long. It is a transcript of the gene CDHR1, whose product is annotated as cadherin related family member 1. The record is from RefSeq and is a predicted model, not a curated record. Gene Ontology annotation, cellular component: plasma membrane; catenin complex. NCBI's taxonomy places the organism in Eukaryota, Metazoa, Chordata, Aves, Piciformes, Picidae. The coding region runs from base 138 to 2735 and encodes 865 amino acids. Gene Ontology annotation, biological process: homophilic cell-cell adhesion. Gene Ontology annotation, molecular function: cadherin binding; calcium ion binding. The transcript has 17 exons.
GGCUCUUACACAUUUCUCUUUACCAGUCUGAAGGACACUUUCCUGAACCUUUCAGGGAGGGGGGAAAAAAGCCACCACCAACAAAAACCAAAACAAGCCCUUGAAACCUGGAAGAAAUUGUCACUUUCUUUGGUGGGAUGAAGCAUGUAAGGCAUUUCGCCCCCUCCUUUUUCCUCAGCUUGAUGCACAUUUGCCUGGUUCAGGCAAAUUAUGCCCCCUAUUUCUUCGAUAAUGGAGCCAGAAGCACAAAUGGGAACAUGGCACUUUUCAGCCUUUCGGAGGACACACCUGUUGGUACCCAUGUGUACACUCUGAAUGGAACUGAUCCAGAAGGAGAUCCUGUGACAUAUGGCCUGGCUUAUGAAGCUGGAUCAAGACACUACUUUUCUGUUGACAAGAAUCUUGGAAAUGUUACACUAGUUGAGGAGCUGGACAGAGAGAAAGAAGAUGAGAUUGAAGUUAUUGUCAGUAUUUCAGAUGGCUUGAGUACAGUUUCUGAGAAAGUCAGAAUCCUUGUAAUGGAUGCUAAUGAUGAAAGCCCAGAGUUCAUCAAUACACCUUACAUAGUCCACGUCCCAGAGAACACUCCUUCUGGCAGCAGUAUUUUUAAGGUUGAGGCAGUGGACAAAGACACAGGUUCUGGAGGAAGCAUCACCUACUUCUUACAGAACAUCCAUGCUAAUAAGUUUACAAUAGACCGCCACAGUGGUGUCCUGCGCAUCAAAACAGGGGUCGUCCUGGACUAUGAGAAAUCAAGAACACAUUUUGUUGUUGCUAUAGCCAAGGAUGGUGGUGGGAAGCUCAGGGGAGAUAACAAAGUGUUUUCAGCCACAACAACAGUUACUGUCAAUGUGGAGGAUGUUCAGGACACUCCUCCCAUGUUCAUCGGGACUCCCUACUAUGGAUACGUCUAUGAGGAUACGCUUGCCGGCUCCGAGGUCCUUACUGUUGUUGCUCUUGAUGGAGACAGAGGAAAACCUAAUAGUAUUCAUUACUGCAUUGUAAACGGAAGUGAAGGCUCUUUUGAAAUCAGCAACACAACUGGAGCCAUUUCUGUUAUAAAAAACCCAAAUCAGCUGAAGAAAGAAGUGUAUGAACUAAAAGUUCAGGCAUCAGAAGUCAGUCAGGAAGUUGACAGCUCAGUGUACGCUUUUGCCACGGUGACUAUACGGGUGGUCGACCUCAACAACCAUCCACCAACAUUCUAUGGAGAAAGUGGUCCCCAGAACAAAUUUGAACUGACCAUGUAUGAGCAUCCCCCAGAAGGUGAAAUCUUAAGGGGACUGAAGAUUGCAGUCAAUGAUUCAGAUCAGGGAGCCAAUGCUAAAUUCAACCUCCGUCUUGUUGGACCUGGUGGUAUCUUCCGAGUGGUUCCCCAAACUGUCCUGAAUGAGGCUCAGGUUACAAUAAUAGUGGAAAAUUCUGCUGCUAUUGACUACGAAAAAUUCAAGGUGUUAACCUUCAAGCUUCUUGCAAUAGAGGUGAACACACCAGAGAAAUUCAGUUCGACAGCUGACGUAGUCAUACACUUGCUGGAUACCAAUGACAAUGUCCCAAAGUUCUCCUCCGACUACUACAUCGCCAGGAUCCCUGAGAACUCCCCGGGGGGCUCAAACGUCGUGGCUGUUACGGCUACAGAUCCAGAUUCAGGGCUUUGGGGAGAAGUCAAAUAUUCUAUCUAUGGAACAGGAGCAGAUCUGUUCCUAAUCCACCCAUCAACAGGUAUAAUUUACACCCAGCCCUGGGCUGUGUUAGACGCUGAAGUGAACUCAAAGUAUAAUUUCUACGUGAAGGCAGAGGACACAGAUGGGAAAUACAGCUUAGCUGAAGUGUUCAUCACUGUGCUCGAUGUCAAUGACCACUCUCCAGAGUUCAAUGAAAACAUCCAGGAAAAGACAAUGAUCAUCGGGUCACCAGUAAAGAUAGAGGCUAUAGAUCAAGAUGCAGAAGAACCCAACAACAUUGUGGAUUAUUCCAUCAUGCAAGCAGAUCCAGCCAAUGUGUUUGAUAUAGACCAAAGCACAGGGGAAAUCAAGCUGAAAUCCUAUAUCCGUUCCCUGGAUAUCAUCCACAAUAUCACAAAGAACAAAGACUGCAUAUGGUCAGUGGUGGUGCAGGCCAAAGACCGAGGCUCCCCAUCCUUCAGUACCACAGCAGUUCUGAAGAUUGAUAUCACAGAGGAGACUCUUCACAAAGGGCCUAUGGCCGCCUUUUUGAUGCAAACUAAAGAUAACCCCAUGAAAGCCUUAGGAGUGCUAGCUGGUGUCAUGGGCAUAAUGGUGCUGAUAACUAUCAUGAUCUCUACUGCCAUGUUCUGGCGCAACAAGCGGUCCAACAAAAUCAUGCCGGUAAGAAGGAUCAUAAAAAAGAGACAGAUCCCACAGACUCGGACAGUUAGGAUGGAGUGGCUGAAGUUCAAGAGGCCCAGCAAUGCUGCAGAGAAGUUUGUGGUUGAGGAUGAUACCAAGAGCCUACAGAACGAGAACAGCAACAACAACAUCCACGUUGCCCCUGUGCCACCAACUGCCCCUGUGCCCCCGCCACCCCCUGCACUGGCUCCCAGGGGGGACACGCCAGCAUGGCGGGUGCCAACUGUGUCCGGCUCCCUCACUCCCAAGUUUGUAAACAAGCAGAUGAAGAAGAAAGGUCAUGGUAGCGCCCACAACGCUCUCGUGUCAGAGCUCAAAAUGAAGUUUGAAAAGAGGAAUGCAGCUAUUGGUGAGCCCCACAUCUAGAUGCUCUUGGCAGCCCCCAAAGACUGUGGAUUGUGGCUUGGACAUGGACAUAUUUAUGUGCUGUGGUCUUCCCCUUGUCUGUCAGCACCCUGUGAACUGAGAACAGCUUCUUGCUGUGAAAACUACCCCUCACCUUCUGCAAGUAUUACAUGCUACAGUCAUCCCCACCCAGAUUAAAUGCUGUGGUCUGUAUCCAGUUGCCACUGCCGUUCCUUCAUCUCAUGUCCCAGUGCAGCUGCUCACUCCCUGCAUCUGCCUGACCAGGGUGCUGAGUACCAGCCACAGUCUCCCCAAGUGAACAGGGAUUCAAGUUGCCCGUAUUUCGGAGGUCCCUACCCAGAGUCCUGGUUUUCAAACAAGACACUCUGUAGCCAAGGCACUGGAGGAUGCCACUUCUGACCCAAUCUGGCAGAUGGAUUUGAGGCAUCCAAAAAUCUGUCACUUCAAAUCCCAGACCUACUAUUGAAGAUGCUGGUCUGGCUGGGGCACCACCACUAAGUCAAUGUGCAGAUCUCCUGCAGCAGUGACACUGCAGCCUGCAAAAGGGUAGCAUGUAGCUGCUA